Messenger RNA from Cucurbitaria berberidis CBS 394.84, 5190 nucleotides. Its product is annotated as kinesin-domain-containing protein. Bases 1 to 5190 code for a protein of 1729 amino acids. The transcript has 5 exons. The record is from RefSeq and is a predicted model, not a curated record. Gene Ontology annotation, biological process: microtubule-based movement; mitotic spindle organization. Gene Ontology annotation, molecular function: microtubule motor activity; ATP binding; microtubule binding. NCBI's taxonomy places the organism in Eukaryota, Fungi, Ascomycota, Dothideomycetes, Pleosporales, Cucurbitariaceae.
AUGACCACCUCACCACCAACAUCGCCUGCAAAUGGAGUGCCGCGGCCCAUGAGCGCCAUGAUUCGCCCCAACCGCAGCUCCAGUCGCCUAAGCAUGAGCAGCAAGCAAGGCGGAGGCAGCAGGGCGAGUGAUGAGGACAGCAAGACUGCGGUCAAAGUCGCUGUCCGCGUACGUCCUCCGCUCAAGACGGGCGAGCCGGGCUACGACCUCAUUCCCCAGCGAUUCCGCGGCGCGACCUGCCAUGUAACAUCGCCCUCGAGUUUGGCCGUGGAUGCGGCGGGGGGCAGGAAGGUUUUUGUCUUUGACCGCGUCUUUGGGGAGGACAUUGACCAGGAAGGUGUCUUCGAGUAUGUCACCGAUAGCAUCAACUCUUUUGUACAGGGCUACAACGUCUCCGUCCUCGCAUACGGCCAGUCUGGCGCCGGCAAAUCGUAUACUAUGGGCACAACAGGCCCGCAAGAGCAGGGAGACAAUGAUAUUAUGGGUAUAAUCCCUCGCGCGGCGGCCUUGCUCUUUGAUAAGCUCGAAGGGCACAGCAAUCGAGCUUCUGCAUCAGGCAUCCGCGCGCCGUCACGCUUGUCAGGCCUGCAUACCCUCUCAGGAAAGUCAUCAGCCAACAAAAACUGGCAGCUGAAAGCGACCUAUGUUGAGAUCUACAAUGAGCAAUUACGCGACCUUCUACUCCCCGAAAAUACCCCCCUCAACGAGCGCUCAACCGUGAACAUCCGCGAAGACCGCGAUGGUCGCAUUCUACUCACUGGCCUCACGCAAAAUUCAAUCAAUUCCGUCGAAGAUCUUCUCAGUGCGCUAAACUUCGGGUCCGCCAUCCGUCAAACCGAUGCCACUGCGGUGAACGCCAAGUCGUCUCGCUCACACGCUGUCUUUAGUCUCAAUCUAGUGCAGAAGAAGACUUCGGCAGUACCCUCCACGAACCGCGAGAAGCGCAGAUCGGUCCCCAUCGAGAUGAUGUCCGGCUCCAGCGAGAGCUGGGUCACGGUCGACAGCAAACUGCAUUUCGUGGAUCUGGCGGGGAGUGAGAGGCUGAAGAACACACAAGCGCAGGGCGAGAGGGCAAAAGAGGGCAUUUCCAUUAACGCUGGACUUGCAAGCUUAGGCAAGGUCAUUUCACAGCUGUCAGCUCGCUCGCAAGGGGGCUACGUUUCGUACCGAGACUCCAGACUCACGCGUCUUCUGCAAGACUCUCUUGGUGGUAACGCCAUUACUUAUAUGAUCGCCUGCGUCAAUCCGGCAGAAUUCCAUCUGAGCGAAACCCUGAACACGGUUCAAUAUGCACAACGCGCUCGCGCUAUCCAAGUCAAGCCGCAGAUUCAACAAGUUCAUGACGACAGCGAUAAGCAAGCGGCAAUCGAACGUCUACGUGCCGAAGUCAACUUCCUCAGGGACCAGAUUCGAUUAUCAGAGCGCACCGACCGGAAGAAAGCCAAUCCACAGGAACGUGUCGAACGACAGCAGGAACGUGAGAUGGAGCUUCAGAACCAGCUCCUUGAUGUUCAAGAGAAUUAUAGCGCACUCAGCACCCGCCACGCCAAGCUCAUCUCCGAAAUUACUAAAGCGCGUGAUAAUGAGUCGGCCGACACACCCAUGCUCAAGGAUGCCAUUGGUGAUUCUGCACUUGAGCGUUUGAAGCGAUCAAACUCGUUUGCGGAAGCCGUCGAAUCUGUGGUACUCGAAUACGAGAAGACCAUUCAAUCACUGGAGUCAUCGCUCUCAAUCACCCGAAGCUCUUUGUCGACCAACGAGAGCGACUUGAUGGAGAAGGAAACACGUAUCGCGAUCUUGGAAAGUCAGAACCAUCAACUGCAAUCGCGUAUCCAGAAGGCGAUUGAUCGCGACGCCAACAACGAGGAAUACGUUAAAUCGCUGGAACGUCAGGUCGACAACUCGACAAACGGAAUAGAAAAGAACGACACCACGAUAUCUGAUUUGCGCGACAAGUUGAAAAAGGCUCGCGAAAAUGAGUCUAGUUGCGAGGAGUACAUCUCAACCCUGGAAGAGCGUCUUGCAGAAAAUGAACAGGAGGUCGAAAUUAUGACCCGAGAGAUUGAUCGAUUGAAGCACGUAGUUGAAAGACAACGUAGCGUUGGCAAGCUGGACAAUCUCCUCUACGAGCUCGACACCAUGCGGCAGGCGGAUGCCAAAGCGGAAGAGACUCUCGUGAAUGGCCACUCCAAGUCUGACAGCGAUCCCUUCGUUGAGAAGCGACCUCAAAUAGAGCGACGAGUGACCGGUGAGAAUGGGCAUCAGUUCAGCACAACUGUAGAUGCUAUUGCAGAAGAGCCUGAUGGUGAGCGUCCUCCUACAGCCGGCGCAGUAACAGGCAUCAAACAUGGCAUAGAAGAGCAAGAUGACCACUCGCAAAUCAAGGCCAUCGCCCAGAAAGAGUUGUCUCCAGAUACGGCUGCGGAUGAGCCCUCGAGUCCAGCACAGUCUCGAUUUGUUCACGACAAACUCGAUUCAGUAACACACGAACUGUUUGACCUGCGAGUGGAGCAUGAGGGCACUCUUCAGGACUAUGAGAAACUCGCAAGCAAGUAUCAGGAAGCAUUACGAACCCUGGCCGCACUCCAGGAUACUGUAGAUGAAGCACGUCAUCGCGGAGCGUCCUCGGUGCACUCCUCGCGGCCAACAUCCUUUGUGGAAACCGCAGGGGCGAACGGACUCAAGGUAGAGGAUGGGCAACUACCAUCCUCGCGUACAUUGUCUGCGGAAUUGUCCUCGGUGGAGUUUGAAAAUGACAACCUACCAGACGACGACACGGAAGCUGGCCAUGAUCAGACAAAGACACGGAGAUCAUCAAUUGACUCCGUUGCACAGGAUAUACCAGAUUCUGUUCUUGUCCAGGAGCUAAAUGCAUUGAAGUUGUUACACGCAGAGAAAGAAGACCGUAUGGCCGAGCUCCACCAGAACUUUUCGGAGCUGCAAGAAGAACAUCAAGACACGCUAGACUAUGUGGAGGAGCUGAAGUCAGAGAUAACAAAAGCUCAAAUGACCCGUCCAGCCUCGCCCUCAGUACACAUGAUCCGUCGCAAGUCCAGUCAAGCAGUACUCGCAAAUGAUCGUUCUAACCGCGCUUUCGCCUCCCUACGCAAUAUGGCUCUCGAUACAUUUGAAGAAGACCCCGACGCCAUCCAGAACUUCGAGCUCAACCUGAACACCAUCAUGUCAGAGCUACAUACAAGGUCUGAGCGAGUGCAGGAAUUGGAGGCCGAGGUCAACUCUGUGCGCAAAGAGAUGGAAGGCAAGAUGACGUUGAUCAGUGGCCUGACCAAGGAGCGAUCGAGCAUGAAAGCUGGAUCGCCUCUCGACAUCUCAAUCGUUGCCAGCAUGCAGGACCAAAUGAAGCAGAAUGAGGACCACAUCAAGGAGCUGAAAGACUCCCACACUCAGCGAGAGCACGAGCUCCAUGAACAAAUUGCGACCCUCAAGGCUUCAGUGAAGACUCCGGGGUCACCUGAUGACGCCAAUUCUCCACGCCACUUCCAGCAUGAGCGAGCAGCUUCGUAUGAUUCGAGUGUUUCAACGGACGAUGAUGCUGGGCGUGCCACGCAGCUCAACACACUGAGUGACGAAGCAGCCAAGUGGCAGUCCAAGCAUUUGGAAGUCAUUGAAGCUACUAAAGCUUCUGAGAAGCGACACCUCGAUACUGUUCGGGACUUGGAGUCAGCAAAGGAGCAGCUUGAGGCGGAUCAUGCUUCUCGUUUGGUAGAGCUGGAGCGAUCCAAAGGUGCUGAAGCCGAGAUUGCUUUGGAGCAAGAAAGGGCGAAACAUGCUGAAUUCGUUGCUGCUUUGCAGAUUCAAGUUGAUGAGCACAAGGCUAUCGCUGUGAACAACGCUAUCCGCCUAGCUGAGCUUGAAGAAUCGCAUGCGAGCAUUAUUAAACAGGUGGAGGAAGAUGCAGAAGCACGGGCUCUCACUGAAAAGGAACUUGACACUCACAGGUCGCUCGUCACCAACCUGGAGCACCAGAUCGAGGAGCACAAGGCUGCCAUUAACUUUCAUCAGCAAGGCAUGGACUCUUUACAGAAGUCUCAUGCGGUCGAGCUCGAGAAGCUCUCCUCUGAACUUACCACUCAUCAAAAUUCGUCUACUUUGCUCCAAGCUGAUCUUUCACAAGCGAAGACGAAUAUGGAGACUCUGCUGAAAGGCAUUUCGGCUGUCCUAGGCCAAGAGACAGAUCUCGACAAGGUACAGUCUCACAUCGAGGCCUUGGUCUCGGAGAGGAAGUCUAUCUCCACCCAAAUGGACGAGGCCAUCAAGGAUCUUCAGACGGUGAGGCAGGAGCUCUCUGAUGCCACCAACACGAUUGGUACCCUCAAGGGAAAUCUUAAAGAGUUUGAGCUUAUCAACGCGGAGACACUCAAGGAGCUCGAGCGAGUCAGCGAGAAGGAGCUCAAGAGCUCUCGGCUUGUUCAAGAACUUGAAGACCAGCUCAAUCAGAACUGGGAUCAGCAUGAGGCUGCAAACAACCGGUUAUCUGCUCUUCAGACCGAGCGCACACGAGAACUACAAGAUGCCAUCGUCCAUGGGGACGGGCUCGAAAAGGAAGUCCAAGAAUCCCGCAUAAAGAUUGCUCUUUUGGAGUCACAACUCGUCGAUGCAAAGCGAAACUCUACCCGUGGUUCCAUCGACCCUCGGGAGGAUCUCCACAGGUCCAACUCUAACAACUCCAAUGCGCGCAAGAGCACCUCGCAUACCUCUUUGCCCUCACCGCCGCCUGCCAUCCCUCUUCCCCCUCUACCUCCUGGCAGUCCUCCACCUCAGGCAAACGCGCCAUCGCCUCCUACUUCGCGUCAUCAAAGCAAGGAUAUUGCACACGCUCAACUAGUCGAAGACCAAGAAGCUCGCAUCCGCACUAUCGAGAAGCAUCUCUUUGCUGAAAAGCAGCUGACCGCAACUCUCGAGGACGCUUUGACAGAUCUCGAAGCCUCCAGCACUAAGACCAAGACCGAUCUUGACCAGUUCAGGAAGAAGUGCGUUGGUCUAGAGGAGGAGCUCAAUGAGAUGCGCAAAGAGCGUAGCGCAGCGCGACACUCGCUCCAAGCUGUCGAAGAGGAGCGCAACGCCCGUCUACGGGUAGAAGCCGAGCGCGCACACCUCGAGGCCCGUAUGGCGGCCCUCAACAACGCUAACAAGAAGAGCAAGAAGAAGGGCACUUUGAACUGCUUCUAG